Jaculus jaculus (lesser Egyptian jerboa) is the source of this 3354-nucleotide messenger RNA. RefSeq names its product chloride channel accessory 2 (gene Clca2). The record is from RefSeq and is a predicted model, not a curated record. Bases 1 to 3354 code for a protein of 1117 amino acids. Gene Ontology annotation, biological process: chloride transport. NCBI's taxonomy places the organism in Eukaryota, Metazoa, Chordata, Mammalia, Rodentia, Dipodidae. The transcript has 16 exons. Gene Ontology annotation, molecular function: intracellularly calcium-gated chloride channel activity.
AUGAUCCCCCUGAAGGCCCAGGGACCAGACCCCUGGCAGGAGAACCAGCGAGGCCGCCAUCCCCCUAAGAAAAGCAGACCGCCUCUAAGGGGUCGCCCGGGGCCAUCGCCCAGGGGCGGCCACGCUUCCCGCACAGACCCCGCCCCCUCCCAGCAGGGGCGCUCGGCACGUCGCCGUGACGUCAUCCGCGGCCGCCGCUACCUACAAUGGCCGAGACGUCGGCGGAGUCUGCCUCUCGCCGUGCAGCUGCCCCGCCCGGGACCGGCUAGGAGGGAGCGGGAAGAGCCGGGCAGGCCAGUGGGCGGGAGGCGAGGGAGGCCCGAUGUCGGGAGGUCAAGCGAGUCUCCCGAGCGGCCCGCGGUGGACGAAAGCGCCGGCCGAGAUGCGAAGGCGCCGAGCGGGGCUGGUAACCGGAGAAUGGCUUCUCUGGCAACGGUCGACGCGCCCCUUCCAGCGGCCGCCCGCGCAGCUGAUUGGCCCGGGCUCGGGGACCCUAACGCGCCGCUGGCUGCUAUUGGCGGGACUGGGAGCAUGGGCAAAGAGGGACCUGUCUGCAUACUGAAGUUUGUGGCAUUACUGCUUACGCUAAGCCCAGAACUCCUAUUCCUGGGAGCCGAAGUCCAGCUUCAAGAUAAUGGGUAUGACGGCUUACUUGUUGCAAUUAAUCCUCGGGUACCUGAGAAUCAAGACCUUAUCCCAAGCAUUAAGGAAAUGAUAACUGAAGCUUCUUUUUACUUAUUCAAUGCUACCAAGAGAAGAGUGUUUUUCAGAAAUAUACAGAUUUUAAUACCUGCCACCUGGAAAGCUCAGAAUUAUAGCAAAGCAAAACAAGAGUCAUAUGAAAAGGCAAAUGUCAUUGUGACUGAGUGGAAUGGGGUACAUGGAGAUGACCCAUACACCCUACAACAUAGAGAGUGUGGAAAAGAGGGAAAAUACAUUCAUUUCACCCCUAACUUCCUACUGAGUGAUGACUUAACAGCUGGAUAUGGAUCACGAGGCAGGGCGUUCGUCCAUGAAUGGGCCCAUCUCCGCUGGGGUGUGUUUGAUGAAUAUAACUAUGACAAACCUUUCUACAUGAAUGGACAAAAUCAAAUUCAAGUAACAAGGUGUUCUUCCAACAUCACAGGUGUUUUCAUGUGUGAAAAGGGUCCUUGCCCCCAAGAAAACUGUAUCAUUAGCAAGCUUUUGAAAGAAGGAUGCAUAUUUAUCUACAACAGCACCCAAAAGGCAACUGGCUCAAUAAUGUUCAUGCAAAGCUUAUCCUCUGUGGUGGAAUUCUGUAAUGCAAGUACCCACAACCAGGAAGCUCCAAACCUUCAGAACCGGAUGUGCAGCCUCCGAAGUACCUGGGAUGUCAUCAGAGACUCCCCUGACUUUAACCACAGGCUCCCCAUCAAGGGGGUUGAGCUCCCACCUCCUCCCAUAUUCUCCCUCAUUCAGCCUGGAGACAAAGUAGUCUGUCUGGUCCUGGAUGUGUCCAGCCAGAUGACACAGGCUGACAGACUCCUUCAACUGCAACAAGCAGCUGAAUUUUACUUAAUGGACAUUGUUGAACUUCAUACCUUUGUGGGCAUUGUAAGUUUUAAUAGUAAAGGAGAAAUCAGAGCCCAGCUACACCAAAUCAACAAUAAUGAGGACCGAAAGCUGCUGGCUUCAUACCUCCCCACUGCCGUGCCAGACAAAGCACAAGCCAGUGCCUGUUCUGGGCUUAAGAAAGGAUUUGAGGUGGUUGAAAAGCUGAACGGAAAAGCUCACGGCUCGGUGAUGAUUGUAGUGAGUGGUGGAGCCAAUGAGCCCAUCAACGACUGCUUGCUCACAGCGCUAAGCAGCGGCUCCACCAUUCAUUCCAUUGCCCUGGGUUCCUCUGUAGAUGGAAAACUGGAGGAAUUAUCACAGCUGACAGGAGGUUUAAAGUUCUUCAUCCCAGAUAACUCAAACUCCAACAGCAUCAUUGAUGCUUUCAGUAGAAUCUCUGCUGGAAAUGGAGACAUUUUUCAGCAAAGUCUUCAGCUGGAAAGUACCAGUGAAACUGUGGGGCCUCGUCACCAGCUGAACUGCACUGUGGCUCUGGAUGACAGCGUGGGCAAUGCCACGGUUUUUCUAGUCACGUGGCAGAACAGCAGUCCCCCCGAGAUUGCAUUAUUUGAUCCUAGUGGGAGAAAAUACAACAUGAGUGAUUUUAGCAUCGACCUGGCUGUCCAGACGGCCAGCCUUCGGAUUCCUGGAACCGCUAAGCCUGGAAACUGGAUUUAUACUCUGAACAAUACCCACCAUGCUCCUCAAGCUGUGAAAGUGACCAUGGCCUCUCGCGCCUCCAACCCCACGGUGCCUCCAGCCACUGUGGACGCCUUUGUUGAAAGGGACAGCACUUAUUUUCCCCACCCGGUGACAGUUUAUGCCAUUGUGAGAAAAGGGUUGUAUCCCAUUCUUAAUGCUACAGUCAUGGCUACAGUCGAGCCAGAAGCUGGGGAUUCUGUCAUACUGAAGCUUUUGGAUAAUGGAGCAGGUGCUGAUGUUAUAAAAAAUGAUGGAGUUUACUCCAGGUAUUUUUUCUCCUUUGCUGUAAAUGGUAGAUAUAGCUUGACAGUGCAUGUCCGUCACUCACCCAGCAUAAGCACACUAGCCCACUCUGUCCCAGGAAGCCAUGCUAUAUAUGUGCCAGGUUACAUAGCAAACGAUAAUGUUCAGAUGAAUGCUCCAAAAAAGUCAGGGCACAGGCUUGAGGAGAAACAGCAGUGGGGCUUCAGCCGAGUGUGCUCUGGGGGUUCCUUUACAGUGUCGGGAGUUCCAGCCAGCCCCCAUCAUGACAUGUUUCCACCAUGCAAAAUCAGUGACCUGGAAGCUGUCAGAGUGGAAGAGGAAGUGGUCCUGUCGUGGACAGCUCCUGGAGCUGACUUUGAUCAGGGCCAGGCUACAAGCUAUGAAAUAAGAAUGAGCAGAAGUCUACAGCAUAUUCAAAAUGACUUCAGCAGUGCCAUCUUAGUGAACACAUCAGAACUAAGUCCUCAGCAAGCUGGUACCAGAGAGAAGUUUACGUUCUCACCCAAACUCAUCACAAGCAGACCUGAACAUCAACCUGAUGGAGAAAUGCAAGAAAACCACAGAAUUUAUGUGGCCAUUACAGCAAUGGAUGAGAAUUCCCUAAAGUCAGCUGUGUCAAACAUUGCCCUAGUAUCUCUGUUUAUUCCCCCAAACUCUGCUCCUACACCCAGCAGAGAUCAUCUUAUUCUAAAAGGAGUUUUAACAGCAUUGAGUUUGAUAGGAAUAGUUUGCCUUAUUAUUGUUGCAAUACAUUGUACUUUAGACAGGAAAAAGAGAAUGUUAAAGAAAGAGAAUGGGAGAAAAUUACUAUGA